This is a messenger RNA of Fusarium coffeatum, 2793 nucleotides long. RefSeq lists its product as uncharacterized. The coding region runs from base 1 to 2793 and encodes 930 amino acids. The transcript is spliced from 4 exons. Lineage: Eukaryota; Fungi; Ascomycota; Sordariomycetes; Hypocreales; Nectriaceae. The record is from RefSeq and is a predicted model, not a curated record.
AUGCAGUCCUGCACUCUUAAACCUACAAGCGAAGUCACUGUCGCCGCAGCUAACAUCAAUUUCGACUUUUGUCUUGUAAAGUAUGAGGCUCCCGAAGAAUAUCGUCCCAUAGGAGAGCUUCUUUCUGAAAGUCGCAAGGAAAAUGCCGAAGCAGGCACCAGCCACGUCACCGCCCGUCGUCUGGCAGCCCUCUUUGAUGGAAUUUGCCCGGACACUCCCAACCUUAUCCGAGCAUAUGGUGAAAGGGCCUCGGAAAUUUCAAAGAAAGCUCACAGUCGAGAGAUAGAGGAGUAUUCGACAUCUAUGUUUGGCUCUUACGCCGGUAUCGAUGCAACAUCCAUCUGGGCUGCUGCUACAUCUUCGCGUGGAAGAAUGAAUGGCGCAAUCCAUGUUCAUCUUCUGGCAUGUGUACUGGCGUUGAUGUUUAAUGCCACAGAGGCUAUAUCCAUAUGGAUCGAGCUAGCAGAUGAGCGACGAAAAGCGAUCGCGAAGAGUUGGGAACAAGAAGAGGACAUACCCUUUUCUACCGUCGCUGCAGCAGUUCAACAGGGUCUCUCGAGAUCUCAGAUUGCGGAAUGGGACGCAAGCGCCCGUGCAUGGCUUCAAACAGCCGAUUCCACAAUGGUGAACAAACAAACACAGCUUCGACUCAUCCUGAAGAAUGUCAAUCUUACAUUGGGCCCAGAUACCAUGGUUUAUUAUAGUGUUGUCAAAACCUGGGAGAAAACGCUGAGAACUAUGGAGAGGCUUGUCUCAGGCGUUCCUCAGGAAGUUCAAGACGGCUCGGCAAUUCUUGGUCUUGCUGCCUGGCAUAUCUAUCCCGACAUUCAUGUGUUUGGAAUCAGGAAUGUCCAGGUCUGCAUGAAUGACCCGCUUGUAGCUCCAGGAGGUGUCCUUUCACUUGGCUGUUCGCCGUCGGCUACGACGCCUCUCAGUGGUGUUACAUGGUCCUUAUCACUGGCACAUUUGAGAUCGUACGGCCAGCCUGUCAAAAGACAUGGGACCUUCAAGUCAGAUCCCAAUUUGAUCUCCUUCAAUGAUCUGCUACUCAUCACUCUUGGUUGCAUCUUAUCCCGAUGGGGUGUCCCAACAGAUGACACUGCCACUAUGGGAGCUAUUAAAAUCAUCAGCCUUAUUCCAGGAGAUCCCUCACAUCGUCUUCCAAGUCAGAAACCUGUUCCGUUGUUGGGGAGACUUAGCCAAACUGUGGAAGGCUUGCGCUUAUUAUCUGAGGCAGCGAGAAAGCUUCCCUACGACAAGGAGACAUUACUACCGUUCAUUAAUCUCGGGAGAAACCGGACUCAGUUCAUUCCUCGCCGCACCUAUAUCAACCGGAUGACCCAAGGUUUCAUUCGACCUUUCUUCGGCCUCACCCAAGUUGAUAUCCUAUUACAGUCUAUUCAACAUGCAGAUGGGAGGAUUGAGUUCCUACGGCGUAUGGCCGCUAAGUCGGAAGAAUUGCAAAAGCACACCUGUAUCAUUCAAUAUGCCGACCAAGUUGACAGGGAUCACAAGGUUUUCAGUUUCGCCACGGUCUUCGGCCACUCUUCCGACAGCUCCAUACAAGAUCAGGCUGCAUUGGCUAAAAAGCACAAUGCCUCACAUACUCGAUGGAUACACCCUCUCAUGAUUGAUACGGUAAUUACCAAAGACACGGUCCUUGAGAACACCGACUACUUUUUGUACUCUCCAUCCCCUGCGCCACACCUCACGUGUACCCUCAACCCCAAGCGCUCUGCUGAGUGCGAUCUCCAGUUGUGGUAUGGAAAGCCGGAGCUGGCCGCAAUCUAUAUCUUUCGAGACCAACAACUUCCGCAUACUAAUAGCCCGUCAAUUACCUAUGUAGAUCUACUGUGGUGUCUUGAGUAUGAUCUGCUAACGCCUGAACAAUGUCUGCUUCAAGCACAUGAUGGUGUUACAGAGACAUUGAGAAGUCUUGCUGUGGCCCAUAACGAUGGUUUUCGAACAAUAUCAGAGCCGGUCAUCCAGCUUGAUACUCUCAGUAAGCCAUGGAUAGAUGCCAAUUGUAUGUCCGAGUUGCUUAGCAACGAGCAACCGUCCCUUCACGAUCCACGAUCGGGCUCCCUCCGGACCAUUUCGAUCUUCUCAUAUCUCGUAGCCGGUCACGAUAUUCUACCUACCAAGAUUCCUGGCAACAUUAUUGGCAUAUCUAUGGGCAAUUCCAUGUUUGUUCCUAAACAGCUGCUCUGCGACCCGCUAACGGUUGGCAAUAAAAGCGCAUUCACACGCAUCCUGGGUAAUAUAGGUAAACCGGGGUUUGUAAUGUUCUUCUCUGUCGAAGAACCUGAGUUACCUCCCCCAGACAACACGUUCUGGAGGGUUGCCAAGGCGCAGAAGUUCGACGGGGCGGCUGUAGACCUCUUCCGCAACACAUCCAUGCAUCUCUCAUUCACCAACUGGGAGCGACCUUUGGAGGGUUAUAGUUACAGGGGCAGUCAAGAUGUACAGAUGACUCUUAUGGAAUGUGUUAUAUCGAUUCGAGAAGGAGGGAAAUGGAUUGGCGAUGUUGACGUGAUUCCUGCGCUUAACAGUUCAGCGAUCUAUCGGCUAGGGUCUCGCAGCCUGUGCGAUCACUUGGACUCAGAGCCUCCAGAUGCUUACAUGACGUCCAUAGAAAGCUGGGAUGAACUCCGAGACUGUCAUGCUGGUAAUGUCGUGGUACGAGCAAACGGAAAUUGGCUAGCUCGGCUGGCAACGACAGCGUAUCUGAGUCAGUACGCAGAGAGAGCUCAAGGCAACAUCACCAGGAUCACGGGUUUGGAUUGGGGUUAG